AUGUUUCAAAAGAAAAAUGAAUUAAAUAAAUUUAUAGAUGACAUAGACAAAGAAUUAAAGAGUUUAUUGUGUAGAAAAGAGAAUGUUAGAGAAGAAUUAAAAGAAAUUUUAAGAUUAACUACUUUUAAAACAAAAAGAGUUUUUCAGUGGUAUAAUGGAGGGUUUAUUAGUGAAAGUGAUUAUAAAAAGUUAAUUAAUGAGAAUAAAAUAAGUAAAGAUUUGAUUAAUCAAUGGAAGAUUAACGGGUAUCAAAAAUUAUGUUGCAUUAGAUGUAUAAUAAACAACAAGGAAGAUAAAGAUAAAGUGUGUAUUUGUAGAAUUCCUAGUGAAUGUCUUAAAAAGAUAGAAAGUUUUACUGAAUGCAAUUACUGUGGUUGUAGAGGAUGUAGUUAG
This is a messenger RNA of Hepatospora eriocheir, 393 nucleotides long. NCBI's taxonomy places the organism in Eukaryota, Fungi, Microsporidia, Hepatosporidae. The record is from the annotation of a GenBank genome assembly.